Cynoglossus semilaevis (tongue sole) is the source of this 4372-nucleotide messenger RNA. RefSeq names its product homeobox-containing protein 1. The transcript has 10 exons. Lineage: Eukaryota; Metazoa; Chordata; Actinopteri; Pleuronectiformes; Cynoglossidae. Gene Ontology annotation, biological process: positive regulation of DNA-templated transcription. Gene Ontology annotation, cellular component: nucleus. Bases 1019 to 2551 code for a protein of 510 amino acids. The record is from RefSeq and is a predicted model, not a curated record. Gene Ontology annotation, molecular function: double-stranded telomeric DNA binding.
GAGGUGCGCUGUUUGUCUGCGGAGUAUUUAUCCGCUACUAGCCUCCAAUAGCUAACUCUGCUAGCGAAGGUAGCUAAGUCAUUAGCCACAAUCUGAGUCUUAGUGUGUUAAAGGUAAGCGUUCACACGCGUGGAUCAGUGAUGCUGUUGUUAAUGUCAGUGCAUUUAAAAGCAUUUUAUAGUCAGUGAAACAUGUACUAUACAGUUAAAGUUUCAAGUAAGUUGGGAACCGAGAGCCAACCAAGUUGUGGAGUCAAGGUAAUGAGAAGAAGAUGGUGUUUCUGGUAUCCUUCGAAAUAAAAGGCCUCGCCGUCAAACCUCUGAUCUAAUGUUCAAAAAUCACUGGCUUUAGUGUCCAAAUGAGUUUUAUUUCGAGCAAUAUUCUCAUAAUAAUAUUUUGGUGAGUAGUAUAAAGUAUAUAUUCUUGGUAAACUUUUUUGCAACUUUUGCCUCAUGACAAUAAUAUGAUAUUUUGUGCCAAUGUUUCACACUGCAUUUUUACACAUAUGUUGCACUCUUACUUCUAUUGUGGUAACAUCACCCAUUGAACAAAAAUACAGGAUGCGUGAUGUAAAAAAUAUUUCUUAGGCUAGAUUUUAAUCAGAGUAAAUAGUCUGCCAUGGCAGUCUUUGUACACUGUAGGGUGCAACCCUCUAAAUGGUCAGCCUUAUUGUUCAGUCUCCUGUGGUGGUUUAUUAUUUUCUGAGUGUUACUUCGAUUAAACAUUCCAUCAUCCAGAACUGCUACAUCCAUUUCUUACUGUUAGGCUUUUAUUGUGAAUGUCACUUGGCAGCACUUCCACUUUCUUCUUGACUUAUUUUCUUGAACUUACUAAGAACAGAUAGCAUCCAGGCAGCCAAACGGAGAAGAGUUAACGGUGUUAGCUUAGCCUCCCUAGACUGCUAACGAGCAAUAAAGCAGCAUGGUAACGGGCGCAGCUUAAGCGCAGCACACUGCAGCAGCUCUGCUCUGCUGUGUCUCUCUGUAGAGAUCCAGCCGAGUUGACACUCCGCUGAGCCAUGCGACAGUGGUGUGUCCCCGCUGCGACCCCACGCACUGAACCACUCCCGCGGCCCCUGUCUGUGUCUCCCCCUCCAUCAGUUGCCAGAAUGGAAUGCUGCGAGGUGGAGCCACGGUACACCAUCGAACAGAUUGACCUCUUGCAGCGCCUGCGCUUGUCCGGCAUGUCCAAACCCCAGAUCAUCCAUGCUCUGGAAUCCCUGGAGAGGCUGGACCCAGAACACCGCCCAUCACAUUGUGAUUCACACUCGGCCCCGUCUAAUAACAACACCCCCACCACAGCUGCUCCAGCUCCGUCCUCAUCGUCAUCUUCCUCUGCAUCCUCACUUUCUUUAGCCUCUGCUACCACUCAGACCUCUGGCCUGGACGGUGCGGCGCUGUCCCCGAGCCACAGCUACGAGGCCUCGCCUCCACCCCUGUACCCUCCCAGUGUGCCUGUACAGCGGUCGUUCAGUUAUGACAUGUUGGGGGAUGAGGAGUGGGACCUGGAGGAGAAGGUAGAGGAGUACAUGAGGAGAGACAGCAACCUGGUGAAAGAAGAGAUCAAAACAUUUCUCAACAAUCGCAGGAUCUCUCAAGCAAUCGUGGGUCAAGUCACAGGAAUCAGCCAGAGCUACAUCUCCCAGUGGCUGCUGCAACAAGGCCUGGAGAUGAGCGACUCCAAACGCAGAGCUUUCUACCGCUGGUACCUGCUGGAGAGAAAUAAUCCAGGGCUGAGGUGGAGUGAAAGCCAGCACAGCGUGAGUCCCAUGGCCAGGGCCAGGGAAGGGGGCCGGGACGGAAUGGUAGCGGGGGCAAGUGGCAGCCUCCCUAACCCAAACACCAACCUCAACCCCAACCCUGUGUGGAGCAGGCAGAGAGAGCUGUUGAUGCACUUGCUGCCGUGGUACACUGCUGCUGCCGCAGCCGCCCACGCCCAGCCAGCCCUGUCGUUGCCUCUGCUGCCUCCUUCAGGUGCCACCUUAUCCAUGCGUUCUCUGGUGAAGGAAGAACCCGACUGGAGGACGGGAAUCAUGUCCACAGACAGAACAGGGAUCGUGGGUGGACCGUUGAGACUGCGCAGAGGCAGCAGGUUCACCUGGAGGAAGGAGUGCCAAACAAUCAUGGAGAGUUUCUUCGUGGAGAACCAGUAUCCUGAUGAAGCCAAGAGAGAGGAGAUAGCCAGCACCUGUAACUCUGUCAUUCAGAAACCAGGCUGUAAGUUGUCUGAGUUUGAGCGAGUGACGGCACUGAAGGUGUACAAUUGGUUCGCCAACCGCCGUAAGGAGAUGAAGAGGCGAGCAAACAUCGAGGCUGCUAUUUUGGAAAGCCAUGGAAUCGAGGUGCCAAGUCCGAGCUGUCACUCAAACGGUGAGGAAGGGGAGAUGCAAGAGUUUGGUGAUCAGGAAGACGUGUCGGCCCAGAGGAUGGUGGACCAACAAGACACGCCCACUAUGAUUAAUACCGAACUGGCGGUCAUGUCAAACCCCACCUCCCAGGCACUGGAGCAGAAGGAGGAGGAUUCCAAAAGGGAGACGGUGGACGAGGAGUGACUCGGGGACAGUGCCUAUACGGAUCCCCCCUAUUUGAAUCAGAAGAGAAAAGGGAAGUGUUUCCUGUUUCACUCAACAUCAGGCUUUUUGUAGGAGCUGUGACGGCCAAAAAAACCUCAAAGGCAGAUGAGCGCUGACGCUCACUGCGGUGCCUUUGAGCAUAAGAAGGCCACUGUAUUUAUCAACAUAAUCCUAAAGCUUAUAUUAACAGCAAUAUAUCGUAUACAUACAUAUAAAUAUAUAUAUAAAUAUAUAGUGCAUUCCAGAGUAUUAAUACAAAGCCUAAUUAAUUCCCCAGGGGGAGAAUCUUAUAAAGAAUACCUCGCCCAUUUUAAGCUAAGCUUUUAUUUUCUGUUAUCUUUGCUAAGUGCUCUCUUCAAGCUUAUUUCAAACAGCAUCUGUUUGAUGGACAUCCAUUACUUACCAGUGAUUUAGUAAGAACCUGCAGGUCAGGUCGUGAUGGGUGGAAGUGGAAUCAUUGUGUGAAAGGCGAGGAUUUGCGGCACGCCCGCUCAUAACGCGCCACUGCAGGGCGCCCGCCAAGCCAAGACUUGAACCUCAAUCAGUCGACCGAUGAAAUCCGUCGACCAAUGCUGACACUAUCAGAUCUGUAAAAGCCCUGAGGGACGACUGGAAUCUCAGGUAAAUCCCAAAAACUCGAGGAUUAAGGUGGUGAAGCCUCGCACCGUGUCCCUUGGCUUUUGUUUCCUUCAAUGUUAACUGUAUUUAACCAAAACAGAGCGUGUUAUUUAUACUGUUUUAUAUUAGCAACAGCAAGCCUACCACAGUACACUACACAGUAUUAUAAUAUACAGUAAUAUCUCUCUUCUUUGGUGGAUUUCCUUUGUUAUACUGAAUGCUGCUCUUUUUGUAGUCAUUUCCAAAUCCGUCUCAAACCUCACUAGCCAGUGAUGCAAAGCUAGACUAGUCCACUCUUUUUUUAAUUCAAUGUUUUAAACACAAAUGAACAAAAAAAAAAAAAAAACACAAAUGUAAUCACACAUCAUAGAUGUCUGCCCUCAUACAUACGCACCUUCUCUAAUAUCGGAAUAAGCUGAAACCCAAGCUGAUGUUAAGUUUGAAUGACUGCAAAGCUGCACUUCACAGUGGAUCCCACUCUAACGACAGGGGGCAGCCAUGAGGUUUAAGACAUGUACAUAAUAAAAGCAGAACAUUUACACGCCCAUUGGUGCUUGCCUUUAGAUGGCAGUAGCUGUUAUCGGUCAAACUUGAAAUAUGAAUAGUUGACUCUAAAUCUGCGUUAUGUAACCUAUCAUGUUCCCCGGCCCAAGGCCUUGGGAGUUCUUCCCUACCAGUUCAUGAAAUGGACACAGAGAAAAGCUUAUCCUCCUGUACGCCCGGCAGGGUGCUACCACGUUACCUCCUAUUGCCAAAGCUAUGCCAAGGUAGAGAUGAGCUCCUGUAAUCUUUGCUUACAGGGAACAAAGCCAGAUGGUCACAACAGUACAGUAUAAUAUAUAUAUAUACUACAAUAUUUAAUAGAUGUUUAUUUGCUCAGUACAACACUAGCCAACCUUAGUUUACCUCAGAAUAACAGUGUGUCAUCCACGUGUCAUGGACUGUUCUCAAAGACACAGAUUGACACCACAGCCAUCGUUGUGACUGUUUAUGACAUGAACAGUGUUAUGUAGCAUUUUCCGGCAGUGUAGUUUUGCCUGGUAUUGUAAAUGUACAGUAUACUCACCUCAGACAGUCCACCAGGAGGAAGCCAAAAGCUGCACGCUGUUUCUGAUUAAACUGCUCUCUAUCUGCUUUUAUCUGGGAAAAAAAACAGUAUCAAUAAUAAAAUGGGUAACAACA